Molecule: messenger RNA, 7367 nt
Organism: Urocitellus parryii (Arctic ground squirrel)
Lineage: Eukaryota; Metazoa; Chordata; Mammalia; Rodentia; Sciuridae
Source: RefSeq, a predicted model, not a curated record
CGGGUGUGUGCGUCUGUCCCUCGGAGGGGCAGCCCUCGCUUGUGGUGCCCGGUGACUGGGAGUGACCUCAGAAGGGCCCGCGUGGGGCGCGGAGGAGAGGGGACGCGCAGCUGCCCACCGGCAUCCUCGUCCCGGCCCUCCGCUCCCCACCAGGCGUGGGAAGUAGAGAUAAAACCGAAAGGGAGGGAGGCGCGGAGGCAGGAGCGGGCGGAGUGAUGGGAACCGCGUGAGCGCGGCCAAGAGUUUCAGGUUUCUCAUUGCAGGGAUCACUGAUUGAGAAAUAGAUGGCUUUGCCUCGCCUCACAGGAGCCUUGCGCUCCUUUUCAAAUGUUACCAAGCAAGAUAAUUAUAGUGAAGAAAUGGCUGACUUAAAGCUAAAGCGAUCCAAACUUCAUGAACAAGUUUUAGAUUUGGGACCGACAUGGAAGAAUAUAGUAACAUUUUUGAAUGAAAACCUGGAGAAGAGUGAAAUGCAAAGUAUAAAUGAAGACUUAAAAGACAUAUUACAAGCUGCAAAACAAAUAGUUGGAACAGAUAAUGGGAGAGAAGCAAUUGAAAGUGGGGCUGCAUUUCUGUUUAUGACAUUUCACUUGACGGAUUCUGUUGGUCACAUGGAGACAAAGGCUAUCAAACAGAUGUUUGGUCCCUUUCCAUCAUCAUCUGCUACUACAGCUUGUAAUGCCACUAAUCGAAUCAUUUCUCAUUUUAAUCAAGAUGAUCUUACUGCUCUUGUCCAGAAGACAGAAAAGGAAUCUAGUGAUACAGUAUUUUUUGGUAAAAAUUUAGCAUUUUCAUUUGACAUGCAUGAUCUGGACCACUUUGAUGAACUGCCAAUAAAUGGUGAAGCCCAGAAAACUAUAAGCCUAGAUUACAGAAAGUUUCUGAAUGAACAUUUUCAGGAGCAUUCCACCCCAGAGCUCAAGCCUGUGGAAAAAACAAAUGGCUCCUUUUUGUGGUGUGAAGUUGAAAAGUACUUAAAUGCAACUUUGAAGGAAAUGACUGAAGCACCAAGAAUAGAAGAUCUUUGCUGUACUUUGUAUGACAUGCUUGCUUCUGUUAAAAGUGGUGAUGAACUUCAGGAUGAGUUAUUUGAAUUGCUUGGACCUGAAGGACUUGAUCUUAUUGAGAAACUUCUCCAGAACAGAAUUACAAUUGUGGAUCGAUUUCUUAAUUCUUCAAAUGAUCAUAAGAUUCAAGCUCUUCAAGACAAUUGCAAAAAAGUUCUAGGAGAGAAUACCAAACCUAAUUAUGGUUGUCAAGUCACUAUUCAAUCCGAACAAGAAAAGCAGUUAAUGAAACAAUAUCGACGUGAAGAAAAACGAAUUGCCAGACGAGAAAAAAAGACUGGAGAAGAUGGAGAAGUUUCUGGAGAAGUACUUAUGGGCUUUGAUCCUAAGGAAUUGCGGAUACACAGAGAGCAGGCACUUCUGAAUGCUAGAAGUGUUCCAAUUCUCAGCAGGCAGAGAGACAUGGACAUUGAAAAAAUUCAUUAUCCCCAUGUUUAUGAUUCCCAGGCUGAAGCCAGGAAAACAUCAGCAUUCAUUGCUGGUGCAAAGAUGAUUUUACCAGAAGGAAUCCAAAGAGAGAAUAACAAGCUUUAUGAAGAAGUAAGGAUUCCCUAUAGUGAACCAAUGCCAAUUGGCUUAGAGGAGAAGCCAGUUUAUAUCCAAGACUUAGAUGAGAUUGGACAGUUGGCUUUUAAAGGAAUGAGGAGACUUAACAGAAUUCAGUCAAUAGUAUUUGAGACUGCCUACAACACCAAUGAGAACAUGUUGAUUUGUGCCCCUACUGGAGCUGGAAAGACCAAUAUUGCAAUGCUUACAGUCUUGCAUGAAAUUCGCCAACAUUUUCAACAAGGUGUUAUCAAAAAGAAUGAAUUUAAGAUUGUAUAUGUUGCUCCAAUGAAAGCCUUGGCAGCUGAAAUGACAAAUUACUUCAGCAAACGUCUAGAGCCACUGGGUAUCAUUGUGAAAGAAUUGACUGGUGAUAUGCAGUUGUCAAAAAAUGAAAUUUUACGAACUCAGAUGCUUGUUACCACACCAGAAAAAUGGGAUGUAGUGACAAGAAAGAGUGUUGGGGAUGUUGCUCUUUCCCAAAUUGUAAAACUCCUUAUUCUUGAUGAAGUUCAUUUGCUGCAUGAAGAUAGAGGACCGGUAUUAGAAAGCAUAGUUGCACGUACUUUACGGCAGGUUGAAUCCACACAGAGUAUGAUAAGGAUACUUGGACUGUCUGCAACCUUACCCAACUACCUUGAUGUUGCUACAUUUUUACAUGUUAAUCCCUACAUUGGACUUUUCUACUUUGAUGGCCGUUUUCGUCCAGUACCUCUUGGACAGACAUUUUUGGGGAUUAAAAGUGCAAAUAAGAUGCAGCAGUUGAAUAACAUGGAUGAAGUAUGCUAUGAAAGUGUUUUGAAGCAAGUAAAAGCUGGACACCAGGUGAUGGUGUUUGUACAUGCUCGAAAUGCCACUGUAAGAACAGCUAUGUCUCUUAUAGAAAGAGCAAAAAAUUGUGGCCAGAUAUCCUGCUUUUUACCUACCCAAGGACCUGAAUAUGGACAUGCAGAAAAACAGGUGCAAAAGUCAAGAAAUAAGCAAGUACGAGAGUUAUUCCCAGAUGGUUUUAGUAUUCAUCAUGCAGGAAUGCUUCGGCAGGACAGAAAUUUAGUUGAAAACUUGUUUUCCAAUGGUCAUAUCAAAGUCCUAGUCUGUACAGCUACGUUAGCCUGGGGUGUCAAUCUCCCUGCUCACGCUGUUAUUAUUAAGGGAACACAAAUAUAUGCUGCAAAAAGAGGCUCCUUUAUUGACCUUGGAAUUUUAGAUGUCAUGCAGAUAUUUGGCCGAGCUGGACGACCACAAUUUGACAAAUUUGGGGAAGGAGUCAUUAUAACAACACAUGAUAAACUCAGCCAUUAUCUCACUCUCCUCACUCAACAAAACCCAAUUGAGAGUCAGUUUCUGGAAAGUCUUGCAGAUAACCUAAAUGCAGAGAUUGCUCUGGGAACAGUCACAAACGUGGAAGAAGCAGUAAAGUGGAUAAGUUACACUUACCUUUAUGUACGGAUGAGAGCAAAUCCAUUAGUGUAUGGCAUCAGUCACAAAGCUUAUCAGACCUUUAAUGAACUCUUCGAUGCUCACAAAACAGAAGGUGACAUAUUUGCGAUAGUCUCCAAAGCCGAAGAAUUUGAUCAGAUCAAGGUCAGAGAAGAAGAAAUAGAGGAGUUAGAUGCUCUAUUAAACAAUUUUUGUGAACUCUCAGCUCCUGGAGGUGUAGAAAAUAGUUAUGGGAAAAUAAACAUCUUACUUCAAACUUACAUCAGCCGAGGAGAGAUGGAUAGUUUCUCCCUUAUAUCAGAUUCUGCAUAUGUUGCACAGAAUGCAGCUAGAAUCGUUCGUGCCCUUUUUGAAAUUGCUCUGAGGAAACGUUGGCCUACCAUGACCUACAGGCUCCUGAAUCUUAGUAAAGUCAUCGACAAGAGGCUUUGGGGUUGGGCUAGCCCUUUGAGACAAUUUUCAGUGUUACCACCACACAUUCUAACAAGAUUAGAAGAAAAAAAUCUUACUGUAGAUAAGCUGAAAGAUAUGAGGAAAGAUGAAAUAGGUCACAUUUUGCAUCAUGUGAAUAUUGGACUGAAGGUCAAACAAUGUGUUCAUCAGAUUCCUUCUGUUAUGAUGGAAGCAUCCAUUCAGCCUAUCACACGGACUGUCCUCCGAGUGACACUCAGCAUCUACCCUGAUUUCACAUGGAAUGAUCAGGUCCAUGGGACAGUAGGAGAACCCUGGUGGAUUUGGGUGGAAGAUCCUACAAAUGAUCAUAUUUAUCAUUCAGAGUAUUUUCUAGCUCUUAAAAAACAGGUCAUUAGUAAAGAAGCUCAACUACUGGUAUUUACAAUCCCUAUUUUUGAACCUUUGCCUUCCCAAUACUAUAUCCGAGCAGUUUCUGAUAGAUGGUUAGGAGCGGAGGCUGUUUGUAUUAUCAACUUCCAACAUCUGAUUCUACCAGAGAGGCAUCCGCCCCAUACAGAAUUACUGGAUCUUCAGCCUUUGCCAAUUACGGCUUUGGGAUGUAAAGCAUAUGAAGCGCUGUACAACUUCAGCCACUUUAACCCUGUGCAGACACAAAUAUUUCAUACACUGUAUCACACAGACUGUAAUGUCCUACUUGGAGCACCCACUGGAUCARGAAAGACUGUUGCAGCUGAAUUAGCUAUUUUCAGAGUCUUCAACAAGUAUCCCUCCUCAAAGGCGGUUUAUAUUGCACCCCUAAAAGCCCUAGUUCGUGAAAGAAUGGAUGACUGGAAGGUUAGAAUAGAAGAAAAACUUGGUAAAAAAGUUAUUGAACUAACAGGGGAUGUGACUCCUGAUAUGAAAUCCAUUGCCCAGGCUGACCUUAUUGUCACUACACCAGAAAAGUGGGAUGGAGUCAGCAGAAGCUGGCAAAAUAGGAACUAUGUUCAGCAAGUUACUAUUCUCAUCAUAGAUGAAAUUCAUCUGCUUGGGGAAGAAAGAGGUCCUGUUCUAGAAGUCAUUGUAUCUCGAACAAAUUUUAUCUCCUCACACACAGAAAAGCCUGUUAGGAUAGUUGGACUGUCUACUGCAUUAGCUAAUGCUAGAGACCUUGCUGACUGGCUAAAUAUUAAGCAGAUGGGCUUGUUCAACUUCCGACCAUCAGUACGCCCUGUUCCACUGGAAGUUCAUAUUCAAGGCUUCCCAGGUCAACAUUACUGUCCCCGCAUGGCAAGUAUGAACAAGCCUGCAUUUCAGGCAAUUAGAAGUCAUUCUCCAGCCAAACCUGUUUUGAUAUUUGUCUCAUCAAGACGUCAGACUAGACUUACUGCUUUGGAAUUGAUAGCCUUUCUGGCUACUGAAGAAGAUCCAAAGCAGUGGUUGAACAUGGAUGAAAGAGAAAUGGAAAACAUCAUUGGAACAGUACGAGAUUCCAACCUGAAGUUGACACUUGCUUUUGGAAUAGGAAUGCAUCAUGCUGGCCUCCAUGAAAGGGACCGAAAAACAGUAGAGGAAUUAUUUGUGAACUGUAAAGUUCAGGUUCUUAUUGCUACAAGCACGUUAGCCUGGGGUGUAAACUUUCCAGCUCAUUUAGUAAUUAUUAAAGGAACAGAAUAUUAUGAUGGAAAAACAAGACGUUAUGUAGAUUUUCCCAUUACAGAUGUGCUCCAGAUGAUGGGAAGGGCUGGGCGCCCUCAGUUUGACGACCAAGGCAAAGCUGUAAUUCUGGUUCAUGAUAUUAAAAAAGACUUUUACAAAAAAUUUCUGUAUGAACCUUUCCCGGUAGAAUCAAGCUUAUUAGGAGUGCUAUCUGACCACUUAAAUGCAGAGAUCGCUGGUGGUACAAUAACAUCUAAGCAAGAUGCAAUGGACUAUAUCACCUGGACUUACUUUUUCCGACGUCUUAUCAUGAACCCCAGCUACUACAAUUUAGGUGAUGUGAGCCAUGAUUCUGUAAACAAGUUUCUGUCCCAUCUGAUUGAAAAGUCCCUGGUUGAGUUGGAACUUUCCUACUGUAUUGAAAUUGGAGAGGAUAAUCGGAGCAUUGAGCCUCUCACGUACGGCCGAAUUGCCUCCUAUUACUAUUUGAAGCACCAAACCGUUAAAAUGUUCAAGGACCGUUUGAAACCCGAAUGCACUAUUGAAGAAUUGCUGUCAAUUCUGAGUGAUGCAGAAGAAUACACAGAUUUGCCAGUAAGACACAAUGAAGAUCAUAUGAACAGUGAAUUGGCAAAAUGUCUUCCUGUUGAAUUAAAUCCCCAUUCAUUUGACAGCCCUCACACCAAAGCCCAUCUCCUGCUUCAGGCGCACCUCAGUCGAGCCAUGCUGCCCUGCCCAGAUUAUGACACUGACACCAAAACAGUCUUGGACCAAGCUCUCAGAGUAUGUCAGGCAAUGCUGGAUGUGGCUGCAAACCAAGGUUGGCUGGUGACUGCCCUGAAUAUCACCAACCUGGUUCAGAUGUUGAUCCAGGGUAGGUGGUUAAAAGAUUCUUCUCUUCUUACACUACCAAACAUAGAACAGCACCAUCUUCACCUUUUCAGGAAAUGGAAACCAGUUAUAAAGUGCUCACGUGCUAGGUGCCGAACCUCCAUUGAGUGCCUUCCUGAACUGAUUCAUGCCUGUGGAGGGAAAGACCAUAUAUUCAGCUCCAUGGUCGAGAAGGAGCUACAGGCCACCAAAACAAAACAGGCAUGGAAUUUUUUAUCUCGUUUGCCAGUGAUAGAUGUUGGCAWAAGUGUUAAAGGCUCAUGGGAUGACUUAGCUGAAGGACACAAUGAACUCUCUGUCUCAACUCUGACUGCAGACAAACGAGAUGACAACAAAUGGAUCAAAUUGCAUGCUGAUCAGGAGUAUGUGCUCCAAGUCAGCUUGCAGAGAGUCCACUUUGGGUUCCACAAGGGAAAGCAAGAGAGCUCUGCAGUUACCCCUCGAUUUCCCAAAUCAAAAGAUGAAGGAUGGUUCUUGAUAUUAGGAGAAGUGGACAAGAGAGAACUUAUUGCUUUAAAACGAGUAGGAUAUGUUCGAAAUCAUCACAUUGCUUCCCUUUCUUUUUUCACCCCUGAAAUACCCGGAAGGUAUAUCUUCACUCUCUAUCUCAUGAGUGACUGCUACCUUGGUCUGGACCAGCAGUAUGACAUUUACCUCAACGUCACACAAGCAAGCAUUUCCAUGCAGGUCAACACAGAGGUCUCUGAUGCCUUCACUGACCUGGCAAUAAAAUAACCUGACCCAAACAAUGCAUUUGAAAGAAUUUGUUAAGGAAUCUAGCUGUUCAGUCAUCUGGACAAAGUUGAAUUACUUGAUGUUUGCCUUGACAGAAUCAACUCCUAACCUCAAGACAUCCAGGAAAUUAACAGUGGCUGUAGUAUUGACUCCAGCGACACCAAGUUAGCCACAGUGGCCUUUUAACAAAUGUUGCCUUUUAUAAUAUUGUCUUCUUUCUUUACAUGUAAAAUGAAUGAGCAUGUAGAAUAAUCUUAUAAUUUGUGUAUAUUUGAGGUUAUAUGAGUUAUCAAUCAAAUUUUACAUCUCAUAAUGUACUGUUUACAUGAAUACUGGUUUUUCCUUUUUUUAAGACAAACUACAUUGAGGUGUGACCAUGUUAGGAUUUUAACUCUGCAUCAUAAAAUGUAUAAAUCUAUGAGGUGAUAUAUACAGUGUGUCUUGUGAGCAAAAUUUAUACUUUGAUCUGAUCACAAUGAAAUGAUUUCAAGAAUUUCUUAUAAAUGUUAAUAAUAUAUGACGUAAAAUUAUAUUACAGAGUCCAAUGACAAUUAAAAAAAGAAAAUAAUAUACUGAUCUUAGAAAAUGUAGAUAUAAUACUGGUGGAAAUUAAAUAUAUAGAGUGCCACUUCAAGA